This is a messenger RNA of Akanthomyces muscarius, 792 nucleotides long. RefSeq lists its product as uncharacterized. Gene Ontology annotation, cellular component: mitochondrion. Bases 1 to 792 code for a protein of 263 amino acids. NCBI's taxonomy places the organism in Eukaryota, Fungi, Ascomycota, Sordariomycetes, Hypocreales, Cordycipitaceae. Gene Ontology annotation, molecular function: ATPase activator activity; protein-folding chaperone binding. The transcript has a single exon. Gene Ontology annotation, biological process: [2Fe-2S] cluster assembly; protein complex oligomerization. The record is from RefSeq and is a predicted model, not a curated record.
AUGCGCUCUUCUGCUGCGGCCGUCCUGCGCGGCGCAUCCGCCCCUGCCCGGCGAUGCGCACGCUGCCACGCCUCCACGGCGCUCACCGCGCGCUUCACGACAACAACGCGCGAUGCCGCACCCCUCGUCCAAACACCUCGCAGCAUGAACCAGCGUAUCGCGGCAGCAGUCCCGUCGGCCUCGCACCGCCAACGCUUCUCCCAGCAGACGCCGCGCCGCGCCGAUACCUCCGACCAGCCCCCGCCGGCGGCUCCGUCGACGCACUACGACCUCUUCCCGUCGACCCUGCCCCUCGGCCCGCCGCCGCAGGGCCGCUUCCCCAUCGACACGCGCGCCCUGCGCCGCGAGUUCCUGCAGCUGCAGGCCCGCGCGCACCCGGACAUGCACCCGCCCGGCGCCGCCAAGGCGCGCGCCGAGGGCCUCUCGGCGCUCAUCAACGAGGCGUACAAGACGCUCGCCAACCCGCUGCUGCGCGCGCAGUACCUGCUGUCCCUGCGGGGCGUCGACGUCGCCAACGACGAGCGGCUCAAGGUCGACGAGCCCGCGCUGCUCAUGGUGGUGCUCGAGGCGCGGGAGGAGAUUGAGGACGCGGCGCGCGAGGAGGACCUCGCGGGCCUGCGCGAGCAGAACGAGGACAGGAUCGCCAAGGGCGAGGAGGCGCUGGAGAGGGCGUUUCGCGACGACGACGUCGAGGCGGCCAAGAAGGAGGCCGUCCGGAUGCGGUACUGGGUGAAUAUCAGGGAGAGCUUGGAUAACUGGGAGCCGGGCAAGCCGAUUGUACUGGAGCACUAG